AUGAAUCCACAAACGGAACUCAUUCCUCUCAGGAAGAAUCAGCAAGAAACUGACAACUUCCUUCGUUCGCCACUACCAGAUGCCGUUACGCGGGAUAUACGAGGGAAUGCACCAAAAGCGGUCAAAGAGCUACCUGUCAAGUGGUUAGCUGUCUUUAGGAAUCGCGGCAAUGCCUUCUCACAUCACAUUGCGGAACGAAUGAAGGUGACGGACGUGGAUAUUGUGACCAGCGUAGACGAUGGGCACAAGAUCGAGGGAAGGGUGGUUGUGGAGGUCGAGGUCACUCCUGAAAUGUGCGAUGGAGAGGGCGUAAUGCAUCAAGGAGCACUGGUGUUCUUGAUAGACGAGUGCUCGACGCUGUCUAUGGUUGUAGCCAACGCUGCCGAAGGCAGGGUGACGCCUCCAGGUGUUUCAUGCUCGAUCAACACCUUGUUCCAUUCCACAGCUACGGCAGGUACCAAGUUGCGGAUAGUGAACCGCUCCCUCGCAGCUGGAUAUGAUUCUAACUCAGGUCGAAGCGAUGUGUGGGAUUCGGAGAACCACAAGCUCAUCGCAUCGGGUACGCAGCUCACGAUGCCUCCAUCUCGGCCAACGGCUGGAAAGAAGAGCAAACUGUAA
This is a messenger RNA of Coprinopsis cinerea okayama7#130, 618 nucleotides long. RefSeq lists its product as hypothetical. NCBI's taxonomy places the organism in Eukaryota, Fungi, Basidiomycota, Agaricomycetes, Agaricales, Psathyrellaceae. The transcript has 5 exons. Gene Ontology annotation, molecular function: fatty acyl-CoA hydrolase activity. The coding region runs from base 1 to 618 and encodes 205 amino acids. The record is from RefSeq and is a predicted model, not a curated record.